This is a messenger RNA of Fulvia fulva, 576 nucleotides long. RefSeq lists its product as uncharacterized. The transcript has a single exon. The coding region runs from base 1 to 576 and encodes 191 amino acids. The record is from RefSeq and is a predicted model, not a curated record. NCBI's taxonomy places the organism in Eukaryota, Fungi, Ascomycota, Dothideomycetes, Mycosphaerellales, Mycosphaerellaceae.
AUGCACGCCUUCCAGGUUCUCGCUGCCAUCAUCAUCGGUGCUGGAGCCGCGGCCAUCGACAACGAAGCUGUCUCCGCUGGGCCUCUCACCGACAACACAGUGCUCAGCCUCACGAAGAAAUUCAACCCCUGGGAAGAGCUCAUGAACAACACCGGAAAAGCUGGUCCGGUCCUCUUUCACGACUCUUUCGCCCGCGAUAGAGUACUACAAUUCAACUGCGACCACCGCGGCAAGCACGGCGAGCAGAUUUGUUGCCGAAACGAGAAUAACCUCGUCGACUCUGAAAACGUCGGCAUUGCAGGCUUCGACUUGUGCGAACGCCAGGGCCGCAAGAGACACGACAAGUACGACGUGAAGCGCCAUGGAGAUUACUCUGCAACUUACAUCGGCGAGGGUGGCAAGAGCAAGAAGGGGCUGCUUAUCUCGGAGUGUCACGAUGCCAUGCAGGAGAUCAUCGAGGUCUGCGAGAGACCGGUGGUUGGGAGCGCAACAAAGAUGACCACCGGCGGCUUCGCCAAGAUGAAUGACUGGGCUUACACUGUCAACAUUCCACUCGAUGGCGAGAGCCCUUCUUGA